Molecule: messenger RNA, 2930 nt
Organism: Branchiostoma belcheri (Belcher's lancelet)
Lineage: Eukaryota; Metazoa; Chordata; Leptocardii; Amphioxiformes; Branchiostomatidae
Product: gephyrin-like
Exons: 8
Coding region: 16-2835 (939 amino acids)
Biological process (GO): postsynaptic neurotransmitter receptor diffusion trapping; glycine receptor clustering; Mo-molybdopterin cofactor biosynthetic process
Cellular component (GO): postsynaptic membrane; dendrite; cytosol
Molecular function (GO): molybdopterin molybdotransferase activity
Source: RefSeq, a predicted model, not a curated record
GACUAGGAAAGGAACAUGCCACUUAACAAAUAUUUGCCACAUGCCACAAAAAUUUCUGAGCUGAGCUGUUAUUUUGACUGUGUUCCCUCCAGGCUUGCUGGGAUCGUGACGGUGCAGAAGUGUGUUCCAGACGACUUCCAGGAGAUCAAGGACACCCUUCUGGAGUGGUCGGAUGUCCUGCGGAUAAACUUGAUCCUGACCACGGGCGGGACAGGAUUCUCCCCGCGCGACGUCACGCCAGAGGCCACCAAGGAUGUGAUCGAGAAGGAGGCUCCGGGCAUGGCAGUUGCGAUGCUGAUGGGAUCACUAAACGUCACACCACUGGCAAUGCUGUCCAGGCCCGUGUGUGGAAUCAGGAAAAACACACUCAUUAUCAACCUGCCAGGCAGUAAAAAGGGCUCACAGGAGUGCUUCCACUUUGUUCUACCAGCGUUACCUCAUGCCUUGGACCUACUGGCGGACCACAGACAGAACAUCCAGGUCACCCACAAUGCCAUGAACACAGGGGACGGCAUGUCUGCCGGCGCGGAGAACAGCAGAACCCCGGCCGGCAGCACGGACUCCCCAGCCACAGUCAGUGCCACAUCUAUGCAUGCGCUGGUGACGGAGCUUAGCCAGGUGUGCUCGAGAACACCUGCUGCUGCACAGGUGUGUUUCCGAGCACCUGCCAAUGCCCAGGUGUGUUCCAGAAGACCUGCUGACGACCAGGUGCGCUCCAGAACACCUGCCAACACCCAGGUGUCUGCCAGAACACCUGCCGAUGACCACGUGUGCACACGAGCACGUACCAACACCCAGGUGUCUGCCAGAACACCUGCCAACACCCAGGUGUCUGCCAGAACACCUGAUGUGUACUACGAGGACCCGGUUGUUGACCUGACUGUUGCGGGGGAGAGGACGGGGAACGAUCGCUGCCCCGCAGACGCCGCGGAUCCGGCCGAGGCGAGCCAGCAACUGCGGGAGGAGACCCGGGCGGACGAGACGCUGGCGUUCCAGGAGCUUCAGCGGAUCGAGUGUGAGCUGAGCUCUCUCCACGGCGGGAAGGAGGUCAGCACGGCGGACGCGCAUCCAACCGGUGCACAUCUACAUCCUACAUCUGCGCACGUCCAUCCUACACCCGCACAGGGGCACGAUUCUACACCCGCGCACGGCACUGAGGAGACAGAGACUCCUCGCCACGUGCACUUUGCUCCCGAGGUGGAGGAGAGCGCGGAGGGGAGAGGGGAGGAGCCAGCACAUGAGGGGGGCGACGUGUCAAACAGCGACCGAGAAGUUGCGCUCAGAACUCUUCCCUUCGGGAGCAGGAACCAGGAGCAGGCCGACAUCAUCAAGGACGAGGAAAAAAACAUAGACAUUUACGACUUCAACGACUCGGAUGAAGAGUCGAACAAGAAGGGAGAGAACAGGGGCAGCUUAGAAAAGACGCAGGCCUCUACCCCGCAGCGGAAGCCCAUCCCACGAAAGUACUCCCUGAAUUUCUCCCCCUCGAAGCAGGGGCACCGUUCCCAGGCGGCAAAGUCGUCGGCGUCGAAGCGGAGGAAAAGUAAGAAAGCUGGAGACGAGUACGAGUACAUCGGUGUCGGGCAGCCGCUGAAGACGUUCCUGAUGGCGCGCGACGGGCUGAAGGAGAUCAGCCUGAACCGGGGAAAACGGGACGUGAAGCGGAACCUGGUCGGCAUGCAGCGGCAGAACAGUGCCGUGGACAAGGGCAACUGGCAGCGCGGGAAGGUCAUCCACGAGCGCUGCCGCUACGACGACUUCUUCGUGCCGACGGAGGAAGGCAGCAAGCGGAUCCAGCUGGUGAAGGAGGGCAAGGCGCGGGACGAGUAUGUGGUGGCGUGGUAUCUGUGGUGCCCAGGACAUGGCAACUGUCUGCGCAAGUGCGGAGGCUACGGCAAGUGCAAUGAAGGUUGUAAGGGCAUGGCCCACAAGCAGGACCGGCACAACUGCUCGCUGAUGAUCACGCUAAAGCUGUUCCUGAGCGACCUUGAGCGCUGGCGCGUGCGCGUGACAGGCAGCCACCUGCCCCCAGACUGCACCUUCCCCUGGGUCCCGCCCCCCAAGGAGAAACUCAAGGUCGACGAGGACACACGGGACCUCAUCGUGGACUACAGCCUGAACAAGGAGAAGUCAACGUCGGACAUCUACGAGGUCAUCCAGCACCACCCGGAGGUCGACCGCGGCAAAACGCCGUCCAAGAAGAAGAUCUGCUACUUCGUCUCGAGCAUGAAGAAGCGCCGGCGCGAGAGCAGCUACGACGCACGCGCCCAGGUCGGCGGCAAGAGAACCAAGAAGCAGGCGAAAGCCGAUCACCACGGAGACGAGGAGGAAGAAGACGAGGAGGAUGAGGAGGAGGAGGAGGUGAUGAAGGAGGCGGAAGAUGAAGUCCCGAAGACGCGUAAGAAGCACCGCCGACAGUACUCGGCCCCCAGAAACAGGCGCUCGCAGCAGCACCCCAGCGACGAUAUGUUCGAGCUUCUCUCCAGCCAGGAGGGGGCAAACGAGGAGAGCGCGCUAACCCAGGAACAACAGAUGGACAGGAAGACGUUGCUCACGUCCCAGGGGGAGGGGGGCGGUGAUGCAGAGGAGGGGUACGGGCUGACUUCUAAACUAACCCUGGCCUCUAUGCCUGAAGGUGUCUCACCCAAGCCGGAGGUAUCCGGAGGUCUGCAGAUGAUUCACGCGGAAGGCUCGGACGAUGAACACGAGAUGGAGGCACAGAUACAGGACGGGGGGAUGAACAGGGGCGGGGAAAACUCGGGGAGCAACGGUUUCAGCGUCAUCGGGUCUCUGAUACUGGCUACGUACGAGGACCAGGACACGGUUACGGGGUAGUUUUGCGGCACGUCGGCAGAACGUACUGCACCUGCGCGAAACCCGUAAUGUAUUGUGCACAGCACUUAGGCAGAACGUCUCAUAUAAGGUUGUAU